CAAGGCGUUUUCCUGACCCCUUCACACGAACCGCCAUGCUGCCUGGAAUCGGUAGUAUUUGAGGCCAUCGUCCCAGCAUUUUAAAGAUAGAGAAGGAUGUGUUUUCAGUCAUCACACCCACCACACACGUUACAAGACAUGCCAACUUCAAACAUGGCCUCCCUAACGAAUGUAAUUAACCCUCUCAAGGCCAUUGUGAAAGAUGUCGAGAAGGAGAAGAAGAUGAUUGUCCCCCUUGACUGCAGGAACCAGGACCUUGUGCGCCGCUUGAAUCAUUAUACAGACCAUCUUGAAUUCGAUCAAUGGCAUCGCAAAUGCCUCGUCUGGGUAUAUAAAGAGACCCGGAAUGAAAGUCUGGAACGAUUGUGCAAGGAGGUUGCAUCUGCUUUGCAUGAUGCUGUCCUGAAAGCUCAGUUGUUGUUGUACCAUACUAUGCGUCAUACGUCUCUUCCCACUCGAUACUGGUCAGCUCGGCACAUUCUUACGUCUGCACUGGUGGACGUCCUCAGCGCUUUCAAAGCUUUUCUUGCGGUGAACGAAGAGCCCGAUCUGAAUGCUGUCUAUAUCAACAGAGCCAUGGUUCUGGUUUACCUAAGGAAAACGUUUCGUCUGAUGUUCCUCUUCGGAAAGCUUCUAUCUCCGAUGGGUCAAGGCAGAGCCUACUUUCGGUUGUGGGAAGAGUCUUUGGCUGAGUCCAAUUUCGAAGAUUUCAGAUUCGACAGCGAUCUCGAAUAUGCUCAGUGGGACCGCCCACGAUUGGAAGACACAAAUCUGUCAGGCACACUCCCGGACCCUGAACACUUCCCUGGAAUUUGUCUUCCACACUAUCCUUCCCGCGCAAAAUUUGUUUUGAAUAUUGGUCCCUAUGGUGCAAGUGUCGCACCAAACAUGUUAGGUCCUCAAUAGGGUGAGAUUCCUCUCUCUUCCCACCAAAUACUCUUCAAGCGCAUUUA
This is a messenger RNA of Hyaloscypha bicolor E, 953 nucleotides long. RefSeq lists its product as uncharacterized. NCBI's taxonomy places the organism in Eukaryota, Fungi, Ascomycota, Leotiomycetes, Helotiales, Hyaloscyphaceae. The transcript has 2 exons. The coding region runs from base 97 to 906 and encodes 269 amino acids. The record is from RefSeq and is a predicted model, not a curated record.